Molecule: messenger RNA, 1911 nt
Organism: Plasmodium vinckei vinckei
Lineage: Eukaryota; Apicomplexa; Aconoidasida; Haemosporida; Plasmodiidae
Product: nucleolar protein Nop52, putative
Exons: 1
Coding region: 1-1911 (636 amino acids)
Biological process (GO): rRNA processing
Cellular component (GO): preribosome, small subunit precursor
Source: RefSeq, a predicted model, not a curated record
AUGAACAAUUCAGAAAUAAAACAAAUUUUUGUCCAGUUAAGUCAUGUAAAUAAAGAAAAUCGAGACAAUGGAAUGGAUUUGGUUUAUGAGUAUAUAGAAAAAAAUAAAAAUACAUUGCAAAAGAAGGAAAUAACAUAUAUAUGUACAGGAUUAUUUUAUUAUUAUUGGUUAUGCUAUUCUAUUGAUGAACAAAAAAAAUCAGCUUUAAAAAUAUGUAGAUUAAUACAUAUUUUUGAUGGAAAAACGGAAGAUGAUGAUAAAACUCAUGUAUUUUUAUUUUUACAAUGUUUUUUACAAACAAUGUCUGUAAAAUAUGAAAAUUUGGAUGUAUAUAGAUUAAAUAAAUUUUUAUUUUUAUUUAGAGUUUUCCAAGCUGAAUUUUUAAUGUUUUUACAUAAUUAUUCAUGGAAAAGUAUAUAUAUUAAAAAAUAUAAUAAAAUAAUUAUGAAACUUUUUGACGAAACUAAUGGUGUUUUUCAUGCUUAUAUAGAUACAUUUUUUAAAGAGUUCAUGGAAAAUGAAGUUUAUUUAAAAUUAAAAAAAGAAGAUCAUGGAUAUAAUACAAAACAAUUUUUAUUAUUAAUUGAUCCAUUUUUUAAAAUUGUGUGUAAAACAAAAAAAAAAUAUACUAUCAAUUUAAUUCAAAAAAAAAUAUUUUUUAUGGUAUUAAAAGUUAAUAUAAAACGACGUAUGUUGUUGGAAAAAAUUAACAGCUACAUAGAUAUAUGCCCAAAUAAAUAUGGAUCAAAAAUUUUGAGGAACUUUUACAAUUUAUUCGAUAACCCAAAUAAGAAAAAGAAUAAAGGAAAUAUAAAAUAUAAAACACCAGUCUUUAUUGCAAAUUAUAAUAAUGAUAAAGAUUGUGAUGGUGAAAAGGAUGAUGAAAAAGAAGAUGAUGAAAAUGAUGACAGCGAAAAUGAUAAUGAAAACAAUGACAAGAGUAGUGACGGAAAUAGUGAUGAGAGUAAUGAAGAAAAUAACGGCGGAAAUACCGACGGAAAUACUGAUGGAAAGAGUGACGGAAAUGAGGACGGUGAAAAUGAUUGCACCGAUGAACAAGGAGAUAAUGAAAAAGAGUCAAACACAGAAAACAAAAUAAAUGACGAAAAUGCUGAAUGUGAUAAUGAAUUAGUUGAGACAGAAAACAAAAUAAAUGACGAAAUUUCUGAUUGUGAUAAUGAAUUAGUUGACACAGAAGGAGAGGUUAUGGAUGAAAAAAAUGAGAAUGAUUGCCUUGGUCAAAAAGCAAAAAAAAAAAAGAAGAAAAAUAGAAAAACAAUAAAAAAGAUAAAGGAACAAACCAAUAGAAUAAUGAAUGAUGAAGAUGAAGAUUAUAUUAAUAUGGUUUUAAAUGAAAUUAGGGGAAGUAAAAAGAAAAAGAAAAUAUAUAAUAGUCUUUUGGGCAAAAAGAAAGAAAAUAAAAAAAUACAACUCAAUUUCAUCAAGUUAAUGCUAAAAGAAAUGCGUGCUAAAAAAAAAUUAAAAAAUAAAUUUAAACAAAUAUAUGAUGACGAAAACAACGACAUAUACAUGAAACAAAAUGGAUUAAAAAAAAAGAAAAAAAAAUUAAUGCUUAUGUCCAAUAACCAAACAAUAAACACUGAAUUUGAAUUGGAUGAUGAAAAUAAAAAACUUAAAAAAGAAAAAUUACUAAAAAAAAAAAAUAAAAAAGUAAAAAAGGGUUUAAAAAAAACUCUUCUCAUUCAUGAGCCACGAUUAGGUGAUCAACAUGUCUUAAGCAAAACUAUUUUAAAAAAAGAAAAGACAAAAUCUAGUACCCCUAAAAAAGUCCAUUUUGACUUAAAGAAAAACACAAUCGAAUAUAUCCCAUGUGCUAAAAAAAAGAAUGGUAAUCCAUAUUUUUUUUUGGGAAAUUUUCGAAACUUAAUUAAUAUUCCAUCCCUUUUAUAA